CUUUUUCCCUCCCCUCCAUCCCUCUCUCCUGCACCCCACCUCUCUUCCUCCCUCUCCUCUUUUUCACGCAGCCCCUCCCUUCCCCUUUCUUCUCCAUUUCAAUAUUUUUCUCCUUAUUUAGACUUCCAAUUUUUACCAUCUUUCCCCAUCCAACCUUGGAUCUUCUCCUGCUUAUCUCCUCUCCACCGGUGACGUUACCGACGGCGACCCUACGUCGUUUGCCGGCGGCCGGCCUACAGCGGUUGCCAUUUCGAAUGCAACCUCAAGGGAAGACAAUGAUGAAGGCAAAUCUAGAAGCUUUGAAUAACUUGAGUAGCAGCAGAUCUUCUUUUCUUGAUUUUGUUUUCUUGAUUUUUGUUGUAUUUUCGAAAUAAAGAAUGUUGUCUGUCUGACAGACAACUUGUAAGUGCAGUGUCUGUAAGAGUCGUGAAGUUGUCUGUCAUUUGAAAAAUAAUGUCUGUAAUUGAUAUUUAAUUAUUUGUCAUUUGUUUAUUAGUUGUUUGUAUUUGUAUUUGUCUGUAAGAAUCGUGAAGUUGUCUGUAACUGAUAUUUAGUUGUUUGUCAUUUCAUUUUGAGUUGUAUGAAAUUUGUGGUGAAAAAUAAUGUAUGUCUGGUUAUCUAUAUUGUCUGUCUAGUAAUACGUAUUGUCU
This is a messenger RNA of Cuscuta epithymum, 650 nucleotides long. The record is from the annotation of a GenBank genome assembly. Lineage: Eukaryota; Viridiplantae; Streptophyta; Magnoliopsida; Solanales; Convolvulaceae.